Messenger RNA from Protopterus annectens (West African lungfish), 4814 nucleotides. It is a transcript of the gene GAS2L3, whose product is annotated as growth arrest specific 2 like 3. Gene Ontology annotation, cellular component: actin filament. NCBI's taxonomy places the organism in Eukaryota, Metazoa, Chordata, Ceratodontiformes, Protopteridae. The transcript has 9 exons. Gene Ontology annotation, biological process: actin crosslink formation. The record is from RefSeq and is a predicted model, not a curated record. Gene Ontology annotation, molecular function: cytoskeletal adaptor activity; microtubule binding; actin filament binding. Bases 583 to 2937 code for a protein of 784 amino acids.
GCUUGCUUGGUAAGAGUCUAAAAAGUCGAGCAGCAUAGUAGGGGAUGCACUCAGUUGGUGACUACAUGGGCAGGGGAAGCACACAGCUUGGAACUAGAACUUGUCACGUUUUCAAUCACUGGAUGUGCGGAGAACACAAAUACCUCCCGUAGCAACCGUCCUGCCAGGAAGUUGGGAACAACACAUAGCAGCAAGACAACGCCUAAUACCUUCAGAGACCACUACACACCUGCUAACAACAUUGAUUUUUUUUACACAAGUCACACACUCCUACCUCCAAAAACUGGUCCCGUAGAGCUCCUCCCUGCUCCCACCCCACAGGUCUCUUCAGGCUGGUUGAAGCUCAUUGGAGUUUUUGAACGGCGCUGAUUAAUGAAUGGCGGUUUGUUGUUUUAGCAGGAGACAGGGACAUGUACAGCUGACUGCUGUAGGAUAAACAGACACUGUUGGGCACUUUAUCUGAAUGUGGUAUAAAUCCUAGAAGAACACGAUAAAAGUAGGAAAGCACUACAACAAUUUCUGGACAUAUACUGCGGAUGAGGCUUGGAGAAGGAACGGUGGCGAUCCAGUACAACCACUCAGAUGGCAUUGCAACAGAAGGUUAAGGUAUGGUUCGAUGAUGAUAUUCCUGUGUGCCCCAGAAGUCCACUGUCACCACGACCUGGCCCUGGACUAGCAGAUGUUUCUCAGUUUGACCAGUGGUUAACAGUACGACAUGAAGCUACUCUGCUACCCAUGCAGGAAGAUUUGUCCAUCUGGCUUACAGGAAUGCUGGGGAGAGAAGUUAAAUCUGAGCGAUUUAUGGAGGAGCUGGAUAACGGGGUGUUACUGUGUCAGUUGAUAGCAGUUCUUCAGAGCAAAGUCCAACAAUGCUGUGAAAAAGAAAAACUUAAGCAUUUUCCAUUGAAGAAAGUUCCCUUUAAGAGCAGUGCUUCAUCUGGAUCAUUCUUUGCACGAGACAAUACAGCCAACUUCCUCUGCUGGUGUCGUGAUGUUGGAGUAGAUGAGACUUACUUGUUUGAAUCUGAAGGCUUAGUUUUGCACAAAGAGGCAAGGCAAGUGUGCCUUUGUUUGCUUGAAAUUGGACGAAUUGUGUCAAGGUAUGGAGUAGAACCUCCUGCUCUAGUAAAACUAGAGAAGGAAAUUGAAUUGGAAGAGACGCUUUUGACCACCACAGAACCUUUAGUGCCAGCUAGCUCUCUGAAAGUAUGUUGCCAGUCUGGAGCAUUACAUGAAGCUGUUAAGCACAUUGCUGAAGAUCCUCCUUGCAACUGUUCACAUCGGUUUUCUAUAGAGUAUUUAUCUGAAGGGCGCUAUCGCCUAGGAGACAAGAUUCUUUUCAUUAGGAUGUUGCAUGGCAAGCAUGUAAUGGUUCGAGUUGGUGGAGGAUGGGAUACACUUCAAGGCUUCUUGCUGAAGUACGACCCCUGCAGAGAACUGCAGUUUUCAACUUUGGAGCAGAAAAUCUUGUCAUUUCAGAAAGGGGUCUCCAACUCCAGUGAAAAGCCACCACCAUCUCGAGGCAGACCUGUACAGCCUCCAUCCAUGAAUCCAAUGUCAGCAGUGAAUGUGCCACAUUUAAAUACAAAGUCUCGUUAUUUUCCUUCCACUGUGCCACGGAUUCUUCAAAAUGGUAAACAGUCUCCAGCAAGUUGCCCUGCAUCACCUGCCCAAUCUCCACGUGUAGCAAAUAAUGAACAAAAGAGUACUGUUAAAUCUUGCAAUUCAAACAGUUCCUUGACUCGCUCUAAGCUGAAGGACUCUGCAGCAAAAUCUUCUAAAUCUACUGUUAAAACUCCUCAGUCUUCAAAAAAGUUAGAGCCUCCAGUUAAAGGCUCCCAGGCCCCACGAUCUACAUCAAAGCCUCCUCAGUCUAUAACAAGAUGUCCUACCUCAUUUGCUGCAAGUUCAGAACCACUAAGAAUAUCCCCUAAAUCUGAAUCUGUAGCUGGAGCACCUAAACGUAAGUGUACACCAUCUACCACAGCUUUGGCUGCUUGUUCUGCAGCAUCUGGUUCAUCUGAAACCUCCUCAUUGAAGAAUGGAGUUCCUACUACAAAUCAGAAGACAUCAUCCAAGUAUAAAAAUUAUCCAUCCAGGUAUCUUUCUCCAUUUGCUUCACCAAGGCCAGGUUCAGCUAAAUCUGACUCAUCACUAAGAUCCCAUCCCGCAUCACCCUUGGCAGCAGUGGCUUCAGAGCAUAAUCAUGCACCUGUUAAAAAAACUUUUUUAGGGGCCAGUUCUUUGCAGUCAAAACCUUCUUCUAAGAGUCAGUCUCCUGCAUUAAUAUCUAAACCAGUUUCUAAUGUUGCAUGUUCUCAACAAGGACAAAGCCAUUCACCUAGAUUGCACCAUAAACAUGCAAAUACCUUGGAUAAGUUUUCACACGCUCCAGUUGUAUCGCCACAUUUGGGUUCUGCCAAGUUAAAAACCCAAAAUAAAGCUGUUCUUUCUGAUUUGCAGUCAUCCUCUUCUACACCUUUGCAUUCAUCUGCUAAAACUGUUCAGUCUAAACACACAUCAACUGAGACUUCUCAGAUUUCUACAGAAAAUAACCAGGAUAUCCUAGAGAACCCUAUUGUCACUUGUGCACCACUGCAAACAGAUCCAGGUAAUGUGAAAUCUCCUAGUCGGAUUCCUCUUGCAGUUGUGAAACUCCCCCAGUCUGUUGCCAAAGUACCACAAAAAGGAGGUAAGGCGGUAUUGACUACCGUAAAAACUCCAGCUUCUACAAUGAAAAACCAGCAGAAGAAUACAAAGGCUCCUGGAUCUUCUUUACGAAAAGUACCUCCAACCAUCAAGGAACAAACUUCUACUACUAAAGGUUCAGUUUCAGCAACAAAAAAAUCUACCUUAAAUGUUAAGAAAGAAGAUACUUAUUUUGUAAUGAAUGGAAAAGACAGAAAAAUUAAAUCCAAAUGUGCAUGUAUAAUGUAAAUAUUUGUAAUGGUGUUAGUUGAUGCAUUGUAGAAAAAUGUUUGCGUUUGUAAAUUCAUCUUAAGUUGUCAGUAGUUAAAAUGUUACUUUGUAAAAUGUUGCAUCAAAUAACACUAACCAUGUAGUACUUAAGGGAAGGCAGGCUACAUUGACAAUUUUAUCUUGUAUAUUGCUGACUCCAGAAAUUUGCACAGCUGUAGCACAUUUUAACUAAAUAUUUUUAUCUCGACUGACCAGCCUAAAGCAUCAUUUAGAUGGUGCAACUAGUUGCCUAGAUUUUUAUUGUUAUCCUGACAGUACUUCCAUUUUUAUGGAAGUGAAUGUAUUGUAAGUUAGUCUAGCAAUAUGCAGACUGAAAGUAUAGCUUAAGUGUGGGAUCAUAUUUUUGGGGUUGAGGUGGGCUGGAAAUUUAGGCCUUAAUCUGUUUUGAGAAUUUAUCACAAAAGUAGCUAAUGUCUUGUGACAUACCAAAAUAAAAUGCUUAGCUGUUUUUAAAUAUCAUGUGGGGAAAAAAGCAUUAUAUUUAUGUUCAGCAAUAGAUUGACACUGUACCUGUCUUUGUCAGGAUGUAGGUUUAUGCCUAGCUGAUUUUGACAGAGACCAUUUGGUUGUUGCUGUUUGAUUGAAGUGAACUUUAAUUUGUGGAAGGAGGAUUACUUCUCACACUCCCUCUGCAGGUUAGAUAUUCUCUAUCACCCACUUAUGUGUUACAAACUCUGGGGUUGUUGUAGCUUGAGGAAAAUUGCAGCAACCUGAAAUUUAAACAAUCGAGCCCCAAAAAACUCUUACCUGAUGAGCCUGCCUUUGACUAAAUGUAGAAAUCCCCUUCCCUUCACAGCAAUGUUUUAUGUAAGAAAAAAACUAUAUAUUUUCUUUGUGUAAAAAAUAUAUAUUUAGUGUAGAGAAAAUGGCACUCUUACUUUUAUUUUCCUUUUACUGUUUGAUCUGUGAUGCCUAUUCUGUUUCUGAUGAAACAAGUAUAGCUCUGUUUAAAUAAAGGAAAAAAAAAAUGAGAGAGCAACACAGUCAGAAAUGGCAAACAUUUUACAUCUAAAAUGUAAUCUGUAUUGAUUGAAGACUAGUCCAGUUAUGGUACCAAGUUUGUGCUGUCUUCACUGUCUUUACCUAAAAGUAAUGCAUUUACAGUGUGUGAUCUUCUUUUGGAGUCUUUCAGUAUCCUUUUCUCUGUCCACUGUAUCCCUUGUUGCACUUGAGGCCAGCAAGGAACGGAACAGAUAUGUUUUUAGUUACUCCUCUGCAUGUAGCUUCUUUUCGUCUGCAUUAGUCUAAGAUUGGGCUUGGUUGCACCUGCAUUACAAGUACAUAUUACUCUGAGAAGGACUACUGCAUUGUUGCAGUACAUAGGCUUCUCUCUUACAUUUGUACAUCUUUUGUCACCCUGCCCUUUUGAUCAGUAUGAAUAUCUUCCUGCAAGACAGCAGCAUAGUUGUGCCACUGGUUUUCCAUCUGCAUUAAUGGUACCUGCCUUGCUGUUUUGCUAUGUCAGCUUGCAUGCUCCUUUUUGGGAAGAGGUCCAGGUACACUACCACCUUCACACUCUCCUUCCCCAGUAUGGAACUUACACUUCAUGACUGAUUAACCUAACCUUAGAUCUAUCUGACUCAGAAACUACUGCUGGGUUGCUCCCUUGUCAGACACCAAAACAUUUUUUUACUGAAAUUUGGCCUUUUUUGCAAGACAAGCCAUAUCCUCAACUAGUAAACAUACUUAUUUUCACCCUGUUGGAAUAUUAUAGUUUCUGUUUUCUAAUGUGUUAAGAUGUUUCUGGUGCACUAUAUAUAUUUUAUUGCAUUAUUUAUAGGAAAAAUAUGCAAUAUUUUACAUCUAAAAUGUAAGAAUAUUUGUCAUUUUCUGUC